CUCGCGAAUCUCGCCAAACACACACACACACAGCGUUCAACACUGAAAGCCUAGCCGUUACAUUAGUUCACAAACUAUGGUGAUUGUAAUUCGUCCAUUUGAUUCCUAUUCUUAAGAAACUGAAAUGAGUUAAAGCAUACUGAAACGUGCCAGGUGUUGCGCUGAAACACCUAUUCCGAAAUGUAUAGAUAUUUUAUUUUAUUUCCGAUUGCAUUAUUUUCUUGAUCAGUCUGUCAGACGUCGUUAGCUAGUUAGCUAACAAGCUAUGUGUUGACUGGAAGGACAGUGCGUCACCAUUCAAGAUGGACACUGCCGAAGAAGCCGAUAUAUGCAGGGUAUGUCGGUCAGAGGGGACCCCGGAUAAGCCCCUUUAUCACCCCUGUGUCUGCACCGGAAGCAUUAAGUUCAUCCAUCAAGAAUGCCUCGUUCAAUGGCUAAAACACAGCAGAAAGGAGUACUGCGAAUUAUGCAAACACAGGUUUGCCUUCACACCAAUCUACUCUCCAGACAUGCCCUCCCGACUGCCAGUGCAGGAUAUCUUUGCUGGCCUGGUCACCAGUAUAGGCACAGCCAUCCGCUACUGGUUUCACUACACACUGGUGGCUUUUGCCUGGCUUGGCGUCGUCCCUUUAACAGCAUGUCGCAUCUACAAAUGUCUGUUUACAGGUUCUGUAAGUUCACUGCUGACACUGCCACUGGAUAUGCUGUCCACAGAGAACCUGCUGGCGGACUGUUUGCAGGGCUGCUUUGUGGUGACCUGCACGCUCUGCGCCUUCAUCAGUUUGGUGUGGCUCCGGGAACAGAUCGUGCACGGCGGCGCCCCGCUGUGGCUGGAGCAGAACCAGCAGCAGGCUGCCAACGUAGCCGUACGGCCCAACGAGGCUCCUGCGGCCGGUAACGAGGCGGGUGCGGGCGAGCAGCAGGCGGCCGCGGGUCCUGCGCCGGCGCCGGAGGAGAACGCGCCGCUGGGCGAGAACCUGGCGGCGCAGGCCGAGCCAGAGGAGCUGGAGCUGGACAACGAGGAGGAGGAGGAGGCCGGGGGGGAGGACGGGGCCGACGCCAACAACGCAGCACAGGAUGACAUGAACUGGAACGCGCUGGAGUGGGACCGAGCUGCGGAAGAGCUCACCUGGGAGAGGAUGCUGGGGUUGGAUGGCUCUUUAGUGUUUUUGGAACAUGUCUUCUGGGUGGUUUCACUCAAUACCCUUUUCAUCUUGGUGUUUGCUUUUUGCCCGUAUCAUAUUGGCCAUUUUUCAGUGGUGGGGCUUGGCUUUGAAGAAUAUGUGAAGGCGUCCCAUUUCGAGGGACUCAUCACUACCAUUGUGGGCUAUGUUCUACUCGCUGUUACACUGAUCGUGUGUCACGGAUUUGCGGCAUUAGUGAGAUUCCAGAGAUCGCGGCGCUUAUUAGGGGUGUGCUACAUCGUGGUGAAGGUGUCUUUGCUGGUGGUGGUGGAGAUUGGCGUAUUCCCCCUUAUCUGUGGCUGGUGGCUGGAUAUCUGCUCCCUGGAAAUGUUUGAUGCCUCGCUGAAGGACCGAGAGCUGAGCUUUGAGUCUGCCCCUGGCACCACCAUGUUCCUCCACUGGCUCGUUGGGAUGGUCUACGUCUUCUACUUUGCCUCUUUCAUUCUCCUGCUGCGCGAGGUGCUCAGGCCAGGUGUCUUGUGGUUCCUCCGAAACUUAAAUGACCCUGAUUUCAACCCAGUGCAAGAGAUGAUCCACCUGCCCAUCUACAGACACCUGCGCAGGUUCAUUUUAUCUGUGGUGGUGUUUGGGUCCAUAGUCCUCCUGAUGCUGUGGCUUCCCAUUCGCAUCAUCAAGCAUCUGCUUCCCUUCUUUCUCCCAUACAAUGUGAUGCUGUACAGUGAUGCCCCGGUGAGUGAGCUGUCUCUGGAGCUGCUGCUGCUGCAGGUGGUGCUGCCUGCGCUGCUGGAACAGGGACACACGCGCCAGUGGCUCAAGGGCCUGGUGCGCGCCUGGACCGUCACCGCCGGAUACCUGCUAGACCUGCACUCCUACCUACUGGGAGACCAAGAGGAGAACGACAACAACGCCAACAACAACCAACAGGCACGCAACAACAACAACAACAACGCCAUCCCUGUGGUGGGCGAGGGCCUGCACGCCGCCCACCAGGCCAUCCUGCAGCAGGGCGGACCCGUCGGCUUCCAGCCGUACCAUCGGCCAAUGAAAUUCCCCUUCAGGAUCGUGCUGCUGAUCGUGUUCAUGUGCGUCACCCUGCUCUUGGCCAGCCUCGUCUGCCUCACUCUGCCAGUGUGGGCGGGUCGCUGGCUGAUGUCCUUCUGGACGGGCAGCGCCAAGAUCCACGAGCUGUACACGGCGGCGUGCGGCCUGUACGUGUGCUGGCUGUCCAUCCGCGCCAUCACCGUGAUGCUGGCCUGGAUGCCCCAGGGCCGACACAUCAUCCUGCUCAAGGUCCAGGAGUGGACGCUCAUGAUCCUGAAGACGCUGGUGGUGGCGGUGCUGCUGGCCGGGGUGAUCCCCCUGCUGCUGGGCCUGCUGUUCGAGCUGGUCAUCGUGGCCCCUCUCAGAGUGCCCCUGGACCAGACCCCCCUCUUCUACCCCUGGCAGGACUGGGCUCUAGGCGUCCUGCAUGCCAAAAUCAUCGCCGCCAUCACCCUGAUGGGCCCGCAGUGGUGGCUGAAGACGGUGAUCGAGCAGGUGUACGCCAACGGGAUUCGCAACAUCGACCUGCACUUCAUCAUCCGUAAGCUGGCGGCGCCCGUCAUCGCCGUGCUGCUGGUGUCGCUCUGCGUGCCCUACGUCAUCGCCGUGGGCAUCGUGCCCUUCGUCGGUACGUGCGAGCGCCGCGUCUGGGGGCCCUGCUCGGCGCCAGCGUUAGGGUUUGGAACUGACGCCGCGCAAAGAUGCAAUGCUGGGGUGACGCGGGAGAUGGAGAACCUGGUCCAGAGACGCAUCUAUCCCUUCCUGCUGAUGGUGGUCAUGCUGAUGGGCAUCCUGUCCUUCCAGAUCCGUCAGUUCAAGCGCCUUUACGAACACAUCAAGAACGACAAGUACCUUGUUGGACAGAGACUUGUGAAUUAUGAACGGAAAUCUGGCAAAACCAGCACUGCCACCCACAGUAGCUCCCCACAGGAGUAACAGCCUAAAUAAGAGACUCAACAGAAUCAGCUGGAGGUGUGUGUGUGUGUGUGUGUGAGUGUGUGUGUGAGAGAGAGAGUGAUAAAGAGAGAGAGAGGAGAGGAAAGAGACCAGUUGAACUUGUGUAUGCAUCGUGAGCGAGGUCUCCAGUGCACUAUUCCCUCCAAACUGUCCAUCUCUCUGCCUGGUGCAUGAUGACCCUUGACCCCUCGACCCCUCGUGUCCACUGCAGCGCUGCGACUGGCCACAACUCCUGCUGCCCACGCGACUUCCCCAGCUGGCGGGAGGUCAGGACAGAACAGACGUGGCCACUGGAGGCCACAACAGCAGAGAGAUGAAGAGGACAACAGCGACGCUACAUUGGACGCCCAACACCAAUCUCAAAGAAUGUUCCUUUGAACAGCUUAAAAGAAGAACAGGACGAUUUGUUUAUACUAAUUUAUUAAAUCAUAGUUUUCAUUUGAUUUCAGUCAAAUCAUAUGGCUCUGUUUGGAGUGGCCUGUGCUAUUUUUCUGUGCUACACAAGUCAUGCCCGUUCUUGUUUGGUUACUUUUUUUUGGUCAAACAAAGGACUAUGAACUAAUGGACAAUGAUUAUUGGUGAAGAAUUUGGGAGGGGCCAAAUAAGUAGUUUUAUUUAUUAGUUUUUUUUUUUUUUUCUUUGACUGACACUUUUUAUAAUAGCAGCACUCUUGUUGCGGUUACUACACAGAGCAGGCAUCCCUUUGGAUGAGCUGAAAAGGAUGGCUUUGCACCUUACAUGGUUUGCUGAGACCGGCUCUACUCUAAGCUGUAAGGGUCCCUUGCUUCUCGUCACGUCAGGGCCGCCGUUGCAGGAGGACUUCAGUGGUGGUGGAGGAGGGUGGCCUCGGGGCAGAUUUCUCUAGAAUGCUGACAUACUUCCUCCUAAGCACCGAUUGUAAUGCUGUGGGGAGCCAUCGACCCUUACAGACUGGACUCCACUUAAAGAGCUAUUUUGCAUAGCUCUCCAAACUCUCGCCUGGAGCUUGUGCUUCAGUCUGUACGCAAGCGAAGACUGUGAGGGGCCAGCAGACCUCUGUGGUUGAGCAUAUUUAUUUGCCAGCUGUGUAACUAAAUGGUGACUGCAUCUGUCCGGUUUCAAAUUUGUCCUGUAAAUCCGUUUUCUUGCCACACACAAUGUGCAAAUGGUUGACUUCCCUGGUGAAGGUGCUGGUGCACGUUUACCAGUCGGUUGCACUUUGAUUUUUUUUUUUUUUUUUGAAAGCGUAGCAAUAGUGAAUACUAUCUUCCAAUUGAAGUCAUUCAAUCAGUAUUGAUGUAUUGUACAUUGAGAAUGAUUUAAAAACAACACUUUUUUUAACAACAAUGACAACAAAAAACAAACAAACAAUUCACAAUUAACAAUUGUGCACCAGUGUUGAAGAAUUAUACCUUCUCUUUUAUGGUCUAAAAAAACAAUUUCCAUCAGAUGUUGAUGGAAUCAGAUCAGAUGUUGUAAAUAAUGUAUCAUUGCAGCACUUUUGGACUGUGUUUUUGUUUUUCAUAAUAAUGUUAAUUUUGACAUUUCAAGCAACUGCUACAGGUUGGAGCCUCUGGUGUGAGGGUCUGUUGGCUUUGUAUCAGAGUGCCACAUAACAGGCAGUGUUAAAAAGUUGAGAUUCUGUAAGUGACCUUAUAGUAUCUUGCAACGCAAAACUGGAAAUGGUUUGCUUCUUGACAUGCUUUUGGCUUUAUCUAAAGACAAAAUGCAAAUGCUCUAUUUUUAUAUGUGCAUUUUAGAGGUGCUUCUGAUUUUGUUUGAUCUUCUUUGUUUUCUUUCCCGCGCUCUGUCUCCUCUCUUCUCUUACGGUUUCCUUUGUAAUUGGGCAGUGGCGGCACAUAACGCUGCUGUUGAUUAGAAUCAGCGUGCCGUCAGAGCUAGAGGCACAUGCUGAUUGCUCCCACUUGCCUGGAGAAAUAGAAGCGUCGUCCUACCUCCCUCUCUGCCAUAGCACGCUUGGGUCCGGCCU
Molecule: messenger RNA, 5112 nt
Organism: Sardina pilchardus (European sardine)
Lineage: Eukaryota; Metazoa; Chordata; Actinopteri; Clupeiformes; Clupeidae
Gene: marchf6
Product: membrane-associated ring finger (C3HC4) 6
Exons: 26
Coding region: 303-3122 (939 amino acids)
Cellular component (GO): endoplasmic reticulum membrane
Molecular function (GO): zinc ion binding
Source: RefSeq, a predicted model, not a curated record